Menidia menidia (Atlantic silverside) is the source of this 4913-nucleotide messenger RNA. The record is from the annotation of a GenBank genome assembly. NCBI's taxonomy places the organism in Eukaryota, Metazoa, Chordata, Actinopteri, Atheriniformes, Atherinopsidae.
CAACCUCUGUAGUCAGCAAGAACGGGUGGCUGAGCUGAGCAGAGCAACGCAGCAUCCACAGCUACGGCAUCCUGCAGAGGACUCUGCUUCACAUGGGAGAGGAAGGGUGUAAAGAGCGUCUGAUAGAGAGGAAAAGGUAGACUCACAAAGGAAGAGAGAGGCAGACAGGAGAAGAAAAGCUCAGAGGGAGUAAGAGUGCAAAAUGAGGGGAACUGGGUAAACGCCACUGACUAAGGACCACUGCAGCUAUACUAAAUCUGGAGCUGUCAGGACAACCCUGAGCACGCCAGUGAGUGAGAGGCAAGAGAGCAGAGGAGAGAAGUGAUUUGAAGAGCUGAUCUUAUCACUCCGGAUGAGUAGGAAUGGGAACCCCCGAAGCCCGUCCGUCAACGGAUGAAACUUCCCUAAGGAAUGGUUUCUUUAGAUCGCCAGUCUGAAGAUUAUUUUUUGGAGGAGUGACAGCACCAACAAGAUACACAUACACACGAGCACACACUCACUCACAUAUAAAUACAUAUAUACAUGCAUAUUUCCUAGAAGUAACUUAGAGGUCACUUCUGUACUUCUUGGCACAAAUCAAGUUGCUGCUGUCCUCUUUCUCCUUUGCUCCUCCAUCACACCUGCCCGUGGCUGGUGGAUGUCUUCUCUGCAUGCACUCGCACUGCUCAGCAGUUGAACACACUCAUGGUCGAUGCCAAGGGAAGGAACAUGAAAUGUCUGACUUUCUUCUUAAUGCUCCCAGAGUCAGUGAAAAGCAAGUCAAGUAAAAGCUCCAAGAAAGGAAAUGCAAGCGGCAGCUCCAAGCUGCCCCCAGUCUGUUAUGAGAUAAUCACCCUCAGGAGCAAGAAAAAGAAGAAGAUGGCAGCGGACAUUUUUCCCACCAAAAAACCAUCUACCUCAACGGUCCAACAGUAUCAACAGCAGAACCUCAACAACAACAACACUAUCCAGAACUGUAACUGGCAAGGACUCUACUCGACCAUACGGGAAAGAAAUUCAGUUAUGUUCAACAAUGAACUGAUGGCAGAUGUUCAUUUCGUUGUGGGUCAGCCUGGAAGGACCCAGCGCCUGCCUGGACACAGAUAUGUAUUGGCUGUGGGCAGCUCAGUUUUCCAUGCCAUGUUUUAUGGAGAACUUGCCGAGAACAACGAUGAAAUCCACAUACCAGAUGUGGAACCAGAAGCCUUUUUGUCAAUGCUUAAGUACAUUUACUGUGACGAAAUUGACCUGACUGCUGACACUGUGUUGGCCACCCUUUAUGCUGCCAAGAAGUACAUUGUCCCUCACCUGGCACGAGCCUGCGUCAACUUCCUGGAGACAAGCCUGAGUGCUAAAAACGCCUGUGUGUUACUCUCUCAGAGCUGCCUGUUUGAGGAGCCAGAGCUGACACAGCGCUGCUGGGAAGUGAUUGAUGCCCAGGCUGAGCUGGCGUUACGUUCUGAGGGCUUCUGCGACAUUGAUGCCCAGACUCUGGAGAGUAUCCUACAGCGAGAGACACUCAACGCUAAAGAGAUAGCUGUGUUUGAGGCUGCACUAAACUGGGCCGAGGCAGAGUGCCAGAGGCGGGAGCUCACCUCCUCAACUGACAACAAGCGUAAGGUUUUGGGAAAGGCCAUGUACCUGAUACGCAUCCCAACCAUGGCUCUGGAUGAUUUUGCCAAUGGAGCAGCUCAGUCUGGCGUGUUGACACUUAAUGAGACCAAUGAUAUAUUCCUGUGGUAUACAGCAGCCAAAAAGCCUGAUCUGCAGUUUGUAAGCCAGCCUAGGAAGGGCCUGACACCGCAGCGCUGUCACAGAUUCCAGUCCUGUGCCUACAGAAGCAAUCAGUGGCGCUACCGGGGCCGCUGUGACAGUAUACAGUUUGCCGUGGAUAAGAGAGUUUUCAUUGCUGGGUUUGGCCUGUAUGGAUCCAGCUGUGGCUCGGCUGAGUACAGUGCCAAAAUAGAGCUGAAACGACAAGGCGUACUGCUGGGGCAAAACCUAAGCAAAUACUUCUCCGAUGGAUCAAGCAACACCUUCCCAGUGUGGUUUGAGUAUCCGGUCCAAAUUGAGCCUGACACCUUCUACACUGCCAGUGUGGUUCUUGACGGGAACGAGUUGAGCUACUUUGGGCAGGAGGGUAUGACAGAGGUGCAGUGUGGAAAAGUGACAUUUCAGUUCCAGUGCUCCUCAGACAGCACUAAUGGCACGGGGGUGCAGGGGGGGCAGAUUCCUGAACUUAUCUUCUAUGCUUGACAACACCUGUGCAAAUAAUUGACAGUGCACUUAUCAAUGAAAGACAUUAAUUAUUUUGAGUGUGUUGUCAUUUGCUGUUAUUUAUUUUCACCAACACUAGAUCUCAGACCAGUGAAAAGUUUUUUUUUGUUUUAAUUUGAACAAAUGGUGCACUUAAGUAGUAUUAAAUAUAACUUUCAAGAUGCUGAAGCAUCCAAAUACAAGGACAAGAUGCCUUGAGGUCUUAAAAGAUUAAAAAAAAAUUGUGUUGCACGAUAUGUGCAUGUAAAUAUGAACAUAUGUAAAUUCUAAAAUGUAUAAGAAGGCAUAGUUGUUACCAAUACGGAUCAGAAAGAGAUCUUAUAUAGUUAAUAUGCUAUGUUUGUCAUUUCUAUUCUUGCACAUAAUUAUCAGCAAUAGAUCCCAUUUUAUAAUCUAUGGUGAUAAUUUCAUGUUAUGACUCAUGCUGGACUAUCAGUGUCAUCAUAGAAAUGAAAAAGACGAAAUAUGAAAGUAAAACUAACAGAAUAUCUCAAGUCAUGAUACAUUGAAAAACACAACUUUAUUGUAGUCAUUUGCAUUUGAGUGGUUUCAGUGGAACUUACAUUUUUCUUAAUCUAUUUCAUUAACAGGGUUCUAAUUGAGGGGCUUAAAGGUCUUACAUUUGGUAGCACUAGAUAUGGGUCACUAAACUCCCCUGGUCUCUGUUGCUCUGCAGCUAUGCUCAUCUUAUCAGUUUCAGUUUAUGCUCAUUAUAAACAAUACAUUCAUGUUUACAGUGAAAUCAGGACCUGAAAUUAUUAUCCCCCACUUCAUAUUAAUGACAGUAAAAAAGAUUCUUUGGUCAUCUCUAUAUAUCCACUGUGAUACUCAUGACAUGUUCAAACUGAAUCUAUGUUUUUUUCAAGUUGUACUGCAACCCCAAUUCCGAAAAGCUGUGACAAUAUAAAAUGUAAAUAAAAACAUAUGCAAUGAUAUGCACGCCUCGUAAAACCAUAAUUUAUUUACAAUAUUACAGUUGCUGAGAGUGAGACACUGCUCCAUACAUAAGUUCAACUUGAUCUUGAGUUCUUAUUUUCUCAGUUUCAGUUAUGGAUUUCCUAGUCUGGGAUCAGCUGGUAACCACUCUCAUCCUUGCAAUUCCACAUUUGUGAUUGGCUGGUUAUUGUCCCCUGAAGCUUUGCCAAUGGAUUGUUCCUCUAAGCCCCACACCAAUCAGCCACACAUAGGCAUAAUACUUAGAUCUCGGCUGGCUGUAGUUCACUGAGUAAGUGCCAGUCUUUGGGUUGUAAGAUUGCCCCAGUGUCCAUUAUGCUUUUGUCUCUGAUUCUCUGUAGAUGCUUGUUCUGGAUGAUUUGAAUGCAUUAGCUAUGUUGUGUUUGUGUUUCUCCUCGGAAAACACUUGACAGUGCUUUUGCUUAGUUUGUGCUCAUAUUAGAAACUCAGUGCAUGUGGAAGCUUGGCAUUAAGGUUUUCACAAUCUCUUUUGCCGAUAGAUCUGAAGUUUGGUUUGAGUUCGGUUCUUUUUGGCUAGCCUGCAUAGGUUUUUUUAUGUGUUUUAUUUCUCAACCAUUUAAAAAAAAAAUUACCUGAUUUAAUGUCCCUAUUGGUUCUAGGCAUGUCUUAGAUUUGACUAGCUCCUAUAGACUUUCGCUUUUGUAUUUUUCUGUACAGCUUUGGGUUGUUUGGUUCUUUUAGAUUUUUUCUAUGCUACACAUCUAAAAAUUGCCUUAGUCAAGCUUAAACUAGCUUUGGAAAAAGAAGAGUGUACCAAUUUUAGGUCGUGCAAUGAUUUCAAUGACAGUCUCUGGCCUGUUUCUAAAUGGAGUCCUACCUAAGUAGGGUAGACCACAGGUUUCCAGAAACUGCCCUACAAAUUUUUAGACAUAUAUUUUAAGAUUGCUUAGAAGCUGCGUAUAUUGAUUUCUACAUUUGUAAGGUGCCCCUUUUAUACCCAGACAUUUCUGGCCAGCUGCAAAUACAGCUAAUUAGUUUCAACAAGUUUCCCCAUAUGUUUUUUUUAGGUAACACUUUUCCCACCUUUCGUUCCCUUUUUUGUCCCUUUGAGGAGUAUUGCUGGUCCAUUUUUUCUUUCAUGCCAUAGGAAUUUCAUUGAAUGUUUUACAUGUUUUAUCGUGAAUAAAACCAUGGUCAGGUCAUCUCAUGGAGACUAGCAAAGAGCUGAAUUGGAGCAAAUGACCAAAGUUUUUUUGUUUACAUCUUACACAAUAUUCAAUUUUUCUUGGAAUUCGGGUUGUGCUAAUUGUCCUAGCCCCUUGGUUUUGUUUACAGCAAAAAGAGAUCAAUGCCUGAUUCCGUGUUAGAAGCUGCUUUGUAUCUUAUAGAUUUUUACGUCUCUUUCUGAAAAACCCUGUGCACUCUGAAAUGUGCAGCACUCCCUCACAAUAUGAUCAAACAGUAUCAUUAUUUCCAAAGGCAUACUGUAUAUGCUACUAUGUUGCACUGAUGUAGGUUUGUGAAUGAGUUUUUUAUUUAACUUUGUUUGCACAUUUUAAUGAGGCUGUUGCUUCGAUUUCCUCUGGUACUUAAUAUUUUUUCUGGUUUAGGCUUAACAUCCUCACACUUCUCUGCUAAUGGCAGUAGAUGGGUAAUCUGGUGUUCACAUCUUGUAUUUACGUGCUGAAAGACCAACGAAUGUGUAUGGUUAUUGAUGAUGCAAAUAAACAAAACAAGUUAAA